This is a messenger RNA of Oryza sativa Japonica Group (Japanese rice), 2171 nucleotides long. The record is from RefSeq and is a predicted model, not a curated record. NCBI's taxonomy places the organism in Eukaryota, Viridiplantae, Streptophyta, Magnoliopsida, Poales, Poaceae.
AUCUCCUUUCACUCCACACUUCCCCCCUCCUCCUCCUCCUCCUCCUUCGGUAGAUCUCUCGCGGCAGCGCAGCCUCCACCUCCUCCUCCUUCUCCGGCCACGGCGGCCGGCAUUAGAAGCAGCGGUGGGGGUCCCGGGGCGAAGAGCGGCUUGCGGUGGCGGUGGCGGCGGCGGUUGGGUAGGUGCGGCGGCCGGCCUCGGCUGCGGCGGCGGCGGCGAUGUAUAAGAACCAGCUCCAGGAGCUCGCGCAGCGGAGCUGCUUCAACCUGCCGGCGUACACCUGCCUGCGGGAGGGGCCGGACCACGCGCCGCGGUUCAAGGCGGCGGUCAACUUCAACGGCGAGCAGUUCGAGAGCCCCGGGUUCUUCACCACGCUCCGCCAGGCCGAGCACGCCGCCGCGGAGGUCGCCCUCGCCGCCCUCGCCCGCCGCGGCCCUUCCUACUCCCUCGCCGCCCGCAUCCUGGACGAAACAGGGGUUUACAAGAACCUUCUCCAGGAAGUAGCACAGAGGGUUGGAGCACCAUUGCCUUCGUAUACAACAGAGCGAUCUGGGCUUGGCCACCUUCCGGUUUUCACAUGCACAGUAGAGCUAGCUGGGAUUACAUUUACAGGUGAUCCUGCUAAGAACAAGAAACAAGCUGAAAAAAAUGCUGCUUCAGCAGCUUGGUCUUCUCUGAGACAAUUGGUACGUCAGGAAGCGAGUUCAUCAAAUGAACCUGAGAGCAAUGAUGAGCAGGAGCAGAUCAGGAUUGCUCGAGCUCUUCUCAACUAUCGCCUGAAGGAGAAGAUGGCGAUGGCCAAUAAUCCACAUGCUUCACCCUUCCCAAAGAAAUUUCCGAUGCAGCCCGAGAGGAGGACAGCAUUUCCUCAAUCCUCUCACUCCAGCUACUCGAAGAUUCUCCCUCUAUUUCGCCCCAAGUCUAAUUCAAGGUCAAGGCCAGAGUCGCCAGCAGCGUCUGAUGCAGCAUCACAGACUCCUUUCCGGCCAACUGAAAGUCCAAAUCCAAGGUCAAGGUUCCCCGCUGCAGAGGCGGCUCCUUAUGUCCCAGUUGGGCACUUCCGUAUGCCUUGCCAUAGCAUGGCUCCUCCAGUCACAGUCAGGACUUCUAUCCCUGUUUUCUCUGCUCCACCUCUCCCACCCCCAGGUGCGCGGACACAACAGCUUCCUCCUCUCAUGAGCCACCCGCCGCCAAUUCGAAUGGCUUCCCCGGUUCGCAUCAGGCCAGCUCCUCCUCUUUUUACUCCUUCAGCAGUCCAAGGGCCGAAACCUAUGAUGCCUGUUCAGAUAAAGGAUGUGCAACACCAACAAAUAAAGGAAACCCGGUCACCUGUGAUGCCUGUUCAGGUGAAGGAUGCACAAAACCAGCUUCUUAAGGGAUCCCUUUCACCUGUGAUCCCUGUUCAGAUAAAGGAUGUACAAUCCCAGCCACCGAAGGAAGCGCUGUCACCUGCGAUCCCUGUUCAGAUUAAGGAUGUACAACUCCAGCCUCGGAACGAACCAGUGUCAAUCGGUAAGGGGGUGGUUCCAUUGCCAGCGAUUAGGCCUCCGGUUAAGGUUGAGGCUCCAGCUGAAGUCAAGGAAGCUUCACAACCUGUUGCUGGUUCUUCUGUGGUGCAAUGCAAGGCUGAUACAUCGCCGGACUCUCUUCCGAAAACCCAGUUGAAGACCGCCAACGCCGACAACGCUGACGCCAAGGAUGAUCAUCUCCCGGUGGAUGCUGAAGAAGUGGAGGACAUCAUCAGGCAUCUCGAGCUCAAAUAAUUUCAGAAAGCGUCAACGAACGAAUGGGGCGUCAUCUUCUGUCAGAUUUUGUAAUUAGCUGCCUCCUCCUAUGCACAUCCCUUUUCUGUUUUAGUUUUGUUUGCCUUUGGUUCGGAUUAGGGGCGCUGGGCAAGCUGCAUUUCUCGUAGGGGACACCUAGCUUUUUUUUUUGUUCAGAAGAGAGGGAAAAAAAUGGACAAGACAUACAUGCAGUGGUAGGCGGUUUGCCCGUUGUUUGGAGAUGGAUGGUUGGUUAUACUUCCCUGGAUAUGCAGUUGGUGGUCUGCUUUUACCCCCAAUGAUGAGGUGGAUAUUGUUGUUGCCUCUAGGGAAGGAAAUUAUGUGGCGGCAGUUUUACCUCCUAAAAUUUCUCCUAGUCAUUCUCCUAAUCCUCUUAUUACUAUUAUA